AUGAAAACGGUAUGUAAGGCCGACACCCAGACGGUGAAAGCCAAACCCUUUGUCCAUCAAGUCGGUGGCCGAACGUCCAUGUUGGUUAUCACACCAGAAACAAUAUGUAAAUUAUACACCAAGCGAGAGGUCCAGUUCUACGAAAAUAUUCCGGAAAUCCUGAAGGCAUUUACCCCGCAAUACAAAGGUUUGGUAACUGUAAAGUGCAGCAAGGAAGAAGAUAAGCUUACGUUUUAUGCUGAAGUACCCGGAUAUAUACUUUGGAACAAAGAUCAUCAAAAUAACAUUGAUGACUGUGAUGCAUUGAAGUUAGGGCUGGACAACUGGAGUAGGACGUGUGAAAAAGGGUACAGGGAUUUCUGGGCCGACAGCACUGACCAUAAUUACAUUAUGCUGGAAAAUCUGGUUGGGUCGCUGAGAAUGCCGUGUAUACUGGAUCUAAAAUUAGGAACGAAGCAAACUGGUGAUGAUACUUCUGAAAAGGAUCGGAAGUUACGAGAAUUUAGAUCAGCACAUUCUACUUCCGGAAGUCUGGGUAUCCGGUUGACUGGAAUGCAUAUGUACCAGUCCGAGUCUAACACAUACUUAUCACACAACAAAUUCUAUGGCUGGACUUUAGAUGACUCCGGGCUUCGUCAGGUGCUCAGACAGUUCUUUAACCGCAGCCAUAUGCUGAAUGUACAUUUGGUGGCCCGGAUGAUAAGUAAACUGCGAAGACUCCGUCUCGUCUUGUCGACACAGGACAAGUUUUAUUUCUUCGGUUCUUCUCUACUGCUGUUUUAUGACGGUUAUAUAGACACUGCUCUUCAUCUUGACCAUUCAAAGUCAGCUCAUAGAUGUUCUGAUAGAAUGUCUAAGCAAUCAGAACAUUUAUAUGAACACGCACCACGUGAUCAAAAAGAUGGCGGGAAAAGGGAAGCAUUCGAAAUGGAAGCCAUUCUUCAGUCUCAAUGUGAUGCAGCGGAUGCGAGAUUGAUUGAUUUCGGCCGAGCAGUGCAGAAGUCUGAAAUGAAAGAACGAAGUCUCGGUGUAGAGUUCGAGGAAGGACUUCUGUUUGGACUGGACAAUCUUAUCUGUAUAUUACAGUCGAUGGUCUGUAUUUAGUACCGCAGGUUUUCCAAUUUCUACCAGAGUUGUCGUUCCUUACAGUCGGUACCAAAUUGAACUCUGGAAGAUAUUUUUUAAUCAAUUAAGUUUACGUCAUCGUAAUUGAC
Molecule: messenger RNA, 1214 nt
Organism: Ylistrum balloti
Lineage: Eukaryota; Metazoa; Mollusca; Bivalvia; Pectinida; Pectinidae
Product: inositol hexakisphosphate kinase 1-like
Exons: 5
Coding region: 1-1104 (367 amino acids)
Biological process (GO): phosphatidylinositol phosphate biosynthetic process; inositol phosphate biosynthetic process
Cellular component (GO): nucleus; cytoplasm
Molecular function (GO): inositol hexakisphosphate kinase activity
Source: RefSeq, a predicted model, not a curated record